This is a messenger RNA of Drosophila eugracilis, 1976 nucleotides long. It is a transcript of the gene beta-PheRS, whose product is annotated as phenylalanine--tRNA ligase beta subunit. Lineage: Eukaryota; Metazoa; Arthropoda; Insecta; Diptera; Drosophilidae. The record is from RefSeq and is a predicted model, not a curated record. Gene Ontology annotation, molecular function: RNA binding; magnesium ion binding; ATP binding. The coding region runs from base 128 to 1897 and encodes 589 amino acids. Gene Ontology annotation, biological process: phenylalanyl-tRNA aminoacylation. The transcript is spliced from 5 exons. Gene Ontology annotation, cellular component: phenylalanine-tRNA ligase complex; cytoplasm.
CUAGCCGGAAUGCGAUAUUUAUAUAAAUAUACGGUCACUAUAAAUUCCCGGUCCGAAGUAAAUUUGUAUUUUAUUUCAUUUGCCUGUUUUAAAAGCCAACCCGGGACCUAAACUUGAUCCAUUCAGUAUGCCUACCAUUGGAGUUAAACGGGAUCUGCUGUUCGAGGCCCUCGGCAAGACAUAUACCGAUGACGAAUUCCAGGAGCUGUGUUUUGCAUUCGGGUUGGAGCUAGAUGAAGUGACCACGGAGAAGCAGAUGUUGACCAAGGAACAGGGCGAUGUGGCAGCGGCGGCGAAUGCCAGCGAAGAGAUAAUCUACAGAAUAGAUAUACCCGCCAACCGAUACGAUCUGCUUUGCCUGGAAGGUCUGGUUACGGGUCUAUUGGUGUUCCAGGGCAAACUAAAACCUCCCAAGUUUCAGUUUGUGGAGCCAGUCAAGAGACAAGUGCUGAAGAUUGACCCUUCGACGGUGCAGAUCCGUCCGUAUGCUGUAGCCGCUGUGCUCCGCAACGUAACUUUUACGCAAGCUUCCUACAAUAGCUUUAUCGAUCUCCAGGACAAGCUACACCAAAACAUUUGCCGCAAGCGCACCCUGGUGGCUAUUGGAACGCACGAUCUGGACACUUUGCAAGGUCCUUUCAGCUACGAAGCUCUAACGCCGGAACAGAUUAAAUUCAAGCCUCUUAACCAAACCAAGGAGAUGACUGGGGCCGAGCUAAUGAACUUCUACGCCACUCAUGCCCAGCUAAAGCAAUAUUUGCCCAUCAUUCGGGACUCUCCGGUUUAUCCCGUAAUCUACGAUGCCAACCGUGUUGUCCUGUCGCUGCCGCCCAUUAUUAACGGCGAUCAUUCCAAGAUCUCGCUGAAGACCAAAAACGUGUUCAUUGAGUGCACGGCAACUGAUCGAACAAAGGCUAAGGUGGUGCUGGACACCAUUGUCUGCCUCUUCUCCGAGCACUGCGCUCAGAAGUUUACCGUUGAGCCGUGCGAUGUGGUGCAGCCUGAUGGCAACGUGCUCUCCUAUCCGGAGUUGGAGGUGCGUGAGGAGCGGAUCUCGGUGAAGCGUGCCAAUGCCUACAUUGGUAUCGAUGAGCCAGCGGAAAAGUUGGCCGAUAUGCUGACGCGUAUGUAUCUGGAGGCCAAGGUGGAUGGCGAUUCGCUUGUAGUGAAGAUUCCUCCUACGAGGCACGAUGUGAUCCACGCCUGUGACAUCUACGAGGAUGUAGCUAUUGCCUAUGGCUAUAAUAACAUUAAAAAAUCCUUGCCGGCUUUCAUGCAGAUAGCCAAGCAAUUCCCACUCAACAAGCUGACCGAACAACUGCGUGAACAGGUGGCCCAGGCGGGAUUCACCGAGGCGCUAACCUUUACUCUCUGCUCUCGGGAUGAUAUUGGUCGCAAGUUGAACAAGAACAUUGAAGACCUGCCGGCUGUGCAUAUCGGCAAUCCCAAGACGUUGGAAUUCCAGGUGGUACGAACGACAUUGUUGCCGGGUCUCCUCAAGACUCUGGUGGCCAAUCGUAAGAUGCCCCUGCCACUGAAACUCUUCGAAAUCAGCGACGUCGUGGUGGCGGAUAAGAACACGGAAGUUGGAGCCCGUAAUGAACGAAGGGUGUGUGCCGUUAACUGCAACAAGACUGCUGGUUUUGAGGUGGUUCAUGGUCUCCUAGAUCGCGUGAUGCAACUGCUCUCUGUGCCCUGGAAGACGGCCAACAUGACCAAAGGAUAUUACCUCCAAGCAGCUGAGGAUCCCAGUUAUUUCCCUGGUCGCUGCGCUAAUGUCAUGUACGACAACGUGGUCAUUGGAAAGAUUGGUGUCCUGCAUCCAACAGUGCUGCAAGCCUUCGAACUUACCACGCCCUGCUCAGUGGUUGAGUUCACCAUUGAGCCUUUCGUCUAACAGAUUUAAACAAUCAAUAAAAUGUUUAACAUUUUCUAAAGGUUCACAAAUAAAUUAUCACAAAUAAUUUUAAUAAAAA